GUGCUGUUCCUGUUCGAACUGGAAUACUGGGAUGUUCCCAGACGUGCUUCGCUCUCUCCAGCUGUGCACGCGUCUGGCUUGAAUCUACCAGUGGCUCCUGGUGUCACCGGUUCCUCACACAUCCCACUUGAGCACCAAUCCGCAUCGGGCAUAAGUGGGCGUAGUAUCGCCAUCUCAACCUCGCCCCCGAGCACUUGUUCCCACAUCGGGAGCAUGCUUUCCGUCUCUACCUUGACCAGCACGAGCACUUUGGUCGGUGGUGCCGGUGGUGCUAAUCCAGUGGUCGGUUUUGGUGAAGGCUCGUGUGUUAUGACAGAAACGGAGGCAUCAACCAUGAGUGUCACUUCUGGUAUACCGACUGCUGGGGCAGCAGUGGCUGCAGCUAGUGCCGCCCUAUUGGGUGCAAUAUCGGCAUCGCCGAAGCAACGGAUCACUUUUGUGUUCACUUCUCAGGAGGACAAAGCUGACUGGAUGGCUGCUCUAGUCUAUUUGCAACUGUCUCGGCUUUUUACACGUUAUUUACGUGAUUUGCCAAGACAGGAGAUUCCUCUCGUUUUACCUCCACCCAACCUGUACCAAUUUUCCACACCGGACUCGAUAACCAACAUCAUCUUUGAAUCCUCAGUUCGGGACAGUAGUGUGGAAAUCCCGGUCAUACGGGCCGCGACGAAGGUCAAAUUGAUUGAACGCAUGACAUAUCACGCAUAUUUUGACAGCAAAACAGUCAGCGUUUUCCUAAUGACCUAUCGGCGGUACAUGACCGCGUCCGAAUUGUUAGAACUGCUGAUCGAACGAUUCAAUGUGCCCGAGCCAGAUUUCAACAAAGCGGCAGAGAAUGCAUGCUCCAUCGGUGAGGCGGAGAGUCCGAUCACCGUUGCCGUCCGGUUGGAAAAGCGUUUCCGAUCAGUGUACAAACGUCGUGUGCAGUAUCGAGUGCUCAAUUUCCUCAUCAAAUGGGUUAAAAAUAAUCCAUUUUAUCGAUUGGACAUCCAGAACAAUCAGGCGGUGCGCAAACGUCUUUCUGAAUUCCUCGACUCUGUAGACGCGAGAAAUUUGUCCGACAAUGUGGCCAAUAUUCGCAAAUCGCUACGUGGUGAUCGAGUACGCUUGAUCCAAACGCUAAAGCAACUACCUCCAGAAUCGUUGGAUUUGGGUCUGGUCUCUAGACCGGAAGAUGUGCGAGUUACAAACGUGCAUCCACUUGAACUGGCUCGUCAAAUCACACUUUACGAAUGGGAACUUUAUUCGCGUAUCGAAUUUUGGGAAGUGAAUGGGAAAGAGAAAAUCAAAGCGCCCAAUUUGCAGGCCUCAAUGAACUUUUCGAACAAAAUCAAAUGGUGGCUGGUCUACUCCAUCAUGACUGCUGAGCACCUCGAUGACCGGAUUAUAAUCAUGCAAAGGAUCGCAGAUCUGAUGGUGCUCUUCGAACAAUUGAACAACCUCCAAGGGGCUCAAGAAGCUAAAGCUGCUUUACUCAGUUCUCCGGUCUUCAGACUGUAUAAUACCUAUGAUGUCCUUGUCACUAAAUCAAAACCUCACCAUCGCGCCAUAUUUGAAUCGUUACGACGCUCAGUUGAGGCAGACGAUGGAGAUGCGUAUGUGGAGGACUAUGAGAAGAAGCUGCAUGAAGUCAAUCCUCCAGGAUUGCCAUUUAUUGCUGUUGGAGGUAAAACGCAACUCAUUCACCUGGAACUCAAACAUCCUGAUUGGAUUACGGUUCCGAAUAGCACCGUAACUCAGCCCUUGGUUAGCUCUAAUUCUUCUGGAGAUGAGCCAACCACUGCUCCAGCCACCGUCCGUUUGAUCAACUUCUGGAAAUGUCAUCAGAUUGCUGAUCUCGUGGAAUACUAUCUCUCGUUUCAACAAACACCGUACAACUUUGUUGUAAACGAACAUAUCCGGAACUUCUUGCUAACAUUUGAUCCACUAAAAACAGCCGGUGUUUCCGAUGAACAUUCCUUUGAUGAUCUGAUGCACGAAAAGUCACUACACAUACAACCUAAACCGCCAGGAGAACCAAUUGUGGUCACGGAACGACGGCUGACCCCGGUCGAACAGCGCAUCGCCUCUUCUUUGAAUAACACUAACUUGGAUUGCCAUAUGACUGCCGAUUCCAAGGAGUUUCGUAAUUUGGUGCAUCAAGUGUCUCUGGCUAUGACCUCAUCAACUACAACCGUGUCUAGUGCGGAAAGCGCAAAUACAUCCGGGCGAUCAUCUACAUUAUCCGAACUAGCGGAGGCACACUCCAGAUACCAGAACCAAUCGAUAGACAGUCCGGCGAAAUCACAAGACUCACCAUCGCAAUCUUUAGGAACCAAUAGCUUGGGUCGUGGUCGCCCGCGUACGGAUGACCUCAAAUCGCGUGGCUCUGCCCAGCAUUACUGUUUGGCUAAUCGCCUACAAUCAGGCAACAGAUUGAAUGGUGGCGGUACUUUGACUACAGGUACCGAAACUUCGACUGUUGGUUUCCUCGUUGCUAUUGAAGAGGAAAUGAUGCGCGCUACCUCUUAA
This is a messenger RNA of Echinostoma caproni, 2511 nucleotides long. Lineage: Eukaryota; Metazoa; Platyhelminthes; Trematoda; Plagiorchiida; Echinostomatidae. The record is from the annotation of a GenBank genome assembly.